Neopsephotus bourkii (Bourke's parrot) is the source of this 7054-nucleotide messenger RNA. RefSeq names its product hexokinase 2 (gene HK2). The coding region runs from base 109 to 2862 and encodes 917 amino acids. Gene Ontology annotation, biological process: intracellular glucose homeostasis; glucose 6-phosphate metabolic process; glycolytic process. Gene Ontology annotation, cellular component: cytosol; mitochondrion. The record is from RefSeq and is a predicted model, not a curated record. Gene Ontology annotation, molecular function: mannokinase activity; ATP binding; glucokinase activity. The transcript has 18 exons. NCBI's taxonomy places the organism in Eukaryota, Metazoa, Chordata, Aves, Psittaciformes, Psittacidae.
UCGUGGGCCGGGGGGAACCUCCUCAAUGAGCCACAUUGUCGCGGGAGCCCCGCGGCGCGCGCUGCCCCGCUCCCGCUCCCGCGCCGCUCCCGCGCCCGCGCCCGCGCCAUGAUCGCCUCCCACCUCCUCGCGUACUUCUUCACCGAGCUCAACCAUGACCAGGCACAGAAGGUCGACAAGUACCUGUACCACAUGCGGCUCUCCGAGGAGACCCUGCAGGAGGUGUCCCAGCGCUUCGGGAAGGAGAUGGAGAAGGGGCUGGGAGCAGACACCAACCCCACCGCCUCGGUGAAGAUGCUGCCAACCUUUGUGAGGUCCACCCCGGAUGGGACAGAGGACGGGGACUUCCUGGCCCUGGACCUUGGAGGCACCAAUUUCCGUGUGCUGAGGGUGAAGGUGUCGGACAACGGCCUGCAGAAGGUGGAGAUGGAGAAUCAGAUCUACGCCAUCCCCGAGGAGCUCAUGCGAGGCAGUGGGGUGCAGCUCUUUGACCACAUUGCUGAGUGCUUGGCCAACUUCAUGGAUAAGCUGAAAAUCAAAGACAAGAAACUCCCCCUUGGCUUCACCUUCUCCUUCCCGUGCCACCAGACCAAGCUGGAUGAGAGCAUCCUCGUUACGUGGACAAAGGGGUUCAAGUGCAGCAGCGUGGAGGGGAAGGACGUGGUGUCGAUGCUGCGCAAGUCCAUCAAGAAGAGAGGGGACUUUGACAUCGACAUCGUGGCCGUGGUGAACGACACCGUGGGGACCAUGAUGACCUGUGGCUAUGAUGAUCAUAACUGUGAAGUUGGCCUCAUUGUUGGUACCGGUACCAACGCCUGUUACAUGGAGGAGAUGAGGCACAUUGACCUGGUGGAAGGCGACGAAGGCCGGAUGUGCAUCAACAUGGAAUGGGGAGCGUUUGGGGACGACGGCGUCCUCAAAGACAUCCGGACCGAGUUCGACCACGAGAUCGACAUGGGCUCGCUCAACCCCGGCAAGCAACUGUUUGAGAAGAUGAUCAGUGGGAUGUACAUGGGAGAGCUGGUGAGGCUCAUCCUGGUGAAGAUGGCCAAGGAAGGGCUUCUGUUUGGAGGAAGGCUCACACCAGAUCUGCUCACUACGGGCCACUUUGAGACCAGAUACAUCUCUGCUAUUGAGAAGGAGAAGGAAGGGCUGCAGAAAGCCCACGAGAUCCUGAGCAAGCUGGGCCUGGAGCCGUCCCACGAGGACUGCGUGGCCACGCUCCGCAUCUGCCAGAUCGUGUCCACGCGCUCGGCCAACCUGUGCGGGGCCACGCUGGCGGCCGUGCUGCGGCGCAUCAAGGACAACAAGGGCGUGGAGCGGCUGCGGUCCACGGUCGGCGUGGAUGGGUCCGUCUACAAGAAGCAUCCUCACUUUGCCCGGCGCCUCCAUAAGACGGUGCGGAAGCUGCUGCCGGAUUGCGAGAUCCGCUUCGUGCGGUCGGAGGACGGCAGCGGCAAAGGGGCCGCCAUGGUGACGGCCGUGGCCUACAGACUGGCUGCCCAGCACAAGGCACGGCAGAAGAUCCUGGAGGCGCUCAAGCUGAGCCACGAGCAGCUCCUGGAGGUGAAGCAGAGGAUGAGGAUGGAGAUGGAGAAGGGGCUGGGCAAGGAGACGCACGCAGAGGCGGCGGUGAAGAUGCUGCCCACCUACGUGUGCUCGACCCCAGAUGGCACAGAGAAAGGAGAUUUCCUCGCCCUGGACCUGGGAGGUACCAACUUCCGCGUGCUGCUGGUGCGCGUGAGGAACGGGAUGAGGCGCGGCGUGGAGAUGCACAACAAGAUCUACUCCAUCCCCGUGGAGAUCAUGCAGGGGACGGGGGAGGAGCUCUUUGACCACAUUGUCCACUGCAUCUCCGACUUCCUGGAAUACAUGGGAAUGAAGGGCGUAUCGCUCCCGCUUGGAUUCACGUUCUCCUUCCCUUGCCAGCAGACCAGCCUGGAUGAGGGAAUACUCCUCAAGUGGACAAAGGGUUUCAAGGCGACCGGGUGUGAAGGAGAGGACGUGGUGAACCUGCUGAAGGAGGCGAUCCACAGGAGGGAGGAGUUUGACCUGGAUGUGGUGGCGGUGGUAAAUGACACGGUUGGCACCAUGAUGACCUGUGGAUACGAAGAUCCGUACUGUGAAGUUGGGCUGAUUGUUGGCACAGGCAGCAACGCCUGUUACAUGGAGGAGAUGAGGAACGUGGAGCUGGUGGAAGGGGAGGAGGGCAGGAUGUGCAUCAACAUGGAGUGGGGAGCGUUCGGGGACAACGGGUGCUUGGAUGACAUCCGGACCGAGUUCGACCUGGCGGUGGAUGAGCUGUCUCUCAACCCUGGGAAGCAAAGGUUUGAGAAGAUGAUCAGCGGGAUGUACCUGGGGGAGAUCGUCCGCAACAUCCUGAUGGAUUUCACCAAGCGAGGGCUGCUCUUCCGGGGACGGAUCUCAGAGAGGCUCAAGACCAGAGGGAUCUUUGAGACCAAGUUCCUGUCGCAGAUCGAAAGCGACUGCUUAGCCCUGCUGCAGGUCCGCUCCAUCCUGCAGCACCUUGGCCUGGAGAGCACGUGCGACGACAGCAUCAUCGUGAAGGAGGUGUGCGCGGUGGUGGCGCGGCGCGCGGCGCAGCUCUGCGGCGCUGGCAUGGCUGCCGUGGUGGACAAGAUCCGCGAGAACCGCGGCCUCGACUUCCUCAAGGUCACCGUCGGCGUGGACGGGACCCUCUACAAGCUGCACCCGCACUUCUCCACGGUCAUGCACGAGACAGUGAAGCAGUUGUCCCCCAAGUGCGAAGUGAGCUUCCUGCAGUCGGAGGACGGCAGCGGCAAGGGCGCAGCGCUCAUCACGGCCGUGGCGUGCCGCAUCCGGGAGGCUGGCCAGCGGUAGGAGCAAGGAGGGGUUGCCGAAGAGCUUGGUGUCAGCAAAGCAGGACAUUCCCCUUCCUUCCCUCCCUCCGUACACACACACACACACGUGCAGCCUCCCCCUGCAAGCAGACUCUUAGCUUUACUUGUCCCCUUGAGCUCCUCCCAAGUGGGACUGGAGAUGCUGUGUGCUUUGUUAUAAAGGGUUGUCUUAGGAGUUUUACUGCAUGCCAUAAAACCGCCUCUCAAGUAAAGCUAAAAGUGUCUUUUGGCUGUCUACCUACAUUUCCAGUUAGAGCUGGGCCUGUUCCACUCGCAGCUCUCCUCCCCACAUCUCCUAACCACUCUCACAUCUUCCCUAACAGCAGAAAGGAUAAUGCUAGAGUAAUCGAGAUGCUGCAUUGUCACUUUACGGUUAACUGGUACCUAUUUAUGUCUGUCGGAGUCCUAGCGUGUCCGUGCUGUAGAAAGCAAACCUCUUUAAGAUUGGGCUAAAGACCUCCAUUAGUCUUUUACCCUGAUCAAGGCUGUUAUUAUUUCCAUGAAAGUCAUGGUAACUUUUAAAAGCACAGGGUGCAGAACCUCAGCCACCGUGAGUCUGCACUGAGAGGUACCAAGUAUCUCUGGUGGUGAGCAAUAAUAAAGAACCUGCUGGGCCAAGUUAGAGGUGCCCCUUUAACUGCUCCAGCAGAGCACGUGCCUGGAAAUAACUGGGGACUCAGGGUCUAAUCCCAUUUCCCAACCUCUCUCCCGUACCCUGACUAGAGUGUAGGAACGUGGCGUGUGUCUAGGGUUGUGUUCCACCCCCUUGGAAACCACUAGCCCCCUUCCCUGGUGCAUGUGCGGGUAGAGGGAGCCGCCACCACGCUGGGUCGGUCUCACCCCAUGUCAUGGUCCUGUGUGGCGAGUUGGGUUUGCUUCUUGGCUGUGAAAUCGUUCUGUGUCUUCAGCCUUUUAGGUGACACCUGGAUUCGAACACUGUGUAUUUAUGUUGCAAGAGAUCUUAUGUCUUUGUAUGUACAUAGUCUUGGGGGGGGGGGGGGGUUAUAUUGCUUAGUUUUGAUUUCACCUUUUAAUGUCAUUUAAGAAGGGUACAGAGUACUUAUAUUUUUGUUUUAAUUUAAAACUUUCUUGGGGUAGACUGGACAAUGAGAUCCCAAAUUCCCGAGGGCAGGAACACCAGAGGUGUGGCCAUUCUGGAUUUAUCACCAGAACAACAGGGAUACCAGAAAGCCAGGGAUGCUGUGUGCAAGGUGAUGAGGCUGGGUUUGGCCUAAGGAGAGGUUUUCUUUUAUCCCCCUGCCCUACCUGGCCCGUUUUGCUCUUUGAGGUAUCCCAGAGCUCUGCAUGGACCCUGUGUCUCUCCUGCCAUCACCCCGGUCACACAUCCCAAGUGUGAUGCGGCGAGGCAGAGGCGAUCCCAACUCAUUCCACGGAGUUAGCAGCAGUAUCUGGUGUCAGCUCAGCUCCAUUUGGCAUCCUCAGGGCUGUUUGGGAGCGUUCCCAGGGACGUGCGUGCCCACAGCAUCCCUUUGUGCUCCCGUAGCAUCCCUUUGUGUGCCAUGGGGAAAAGCAAGAGAUUCAUUUUGGCCAACAGAAAAGCCUAUGGAUGAAGGAGAUGCUGCAGUUCUCUGGGUGAGCAGAGGCUCAGAUAAGGGGUGGAGAUGUUCCUGUAAAUAUAUAGCAGAAGAGAAUGAAAUUCCAGUGAUGUACAAAAAGAAUUUACCUCCUCAAUCCCACCAAGAGCCCUUCAGUUUGGAGGAUAGAGAUUUUGUCUAUUUUUAAUGGAUAUUUUUCUACUGCUUGGGGUAACCUCAUUACCAAAAGUCUCUCUUCUAUGGCGAGGCUCAAGUUCAGUAGCACAACUUUAAAGCAAAAUUACUCUUUGGGCAUUUUAAAUGCUUAUUUUUUUAUAAGCCUCAAGACAAUUUUAACCGAUAGAACCUGCCUGUGUAGAGAAGCCAUGUAAGAGACUAAGUUUAGUGGAAGUUUGAGCAGAUGUUAAAUAAAUCUGGGAAGCUGAUACAGAAACCCUCUAACGUGCUACCAAGCAGUUGUGUGUGACUCCUUCCCCAGAAAACCAGCAUUUUGCCUACUGAAAAAUGUGGAGAAAUGGGUUUUUUACCUGCUGCACCGUGCAGGAGGUUGCAUUAGUGGCUGUUUUUAAACUCUUAUCCAGCUGUACCCCUUUUAAAGUAGGUAGUGUUUUCAUCAGGUAGCGAGCUGCAUUCUAUACAAGGGUAGUUUUGGGGGGAAAGUGGGAAGCGUUGGGACAAGGGGCAGCCCUUUGGUAGCUGAUUCAGGCUCCAGCUCAGUGAAUUGGUGGAGCAGGUGACUAAAAGGGCGAGAAGGAAAUGUGAGGAGUGAAGUACCUGGUUAGUGAGGACGGGAGGAGCAGGGUAACCUCGUGCCCUUUCUCUGCAGCAGGGAUGGGCUGGGACUUUACAGCAGCAGGAAGGAUUAGCCCUGAGCUUGCAGGGUGGUGAUGAAGUGCUGAGAGCUUUCUCCUCUCCUGGAACAGAGGAAGUAAAGGCAGGAUGAGUUACUUGGAGCAGCAUCUGCUCUGCGGGACUGACACAGGGAAGGAGCCCACAUGGAGCUCAAUGUGGAUCUGAGCUUUCUGUGAGGUCAGGGGGGAUUUUUGGCUGGGCUUGGGCAGAUGGAUGCUCACCUGGGUAUCCACGAGACUCCUGUAAAGCUUUUGCUUCCCUUUUGCUUCGGCUCAGAUAAAGCAGGGUCUGAAGUGUUCCUAAGUUAAAGAGUAAUACUUGAAGCGCUGUAAGACACUCAUGUUAACCUGUGAUCACAGCUAUGCCCUUGGCCGUGGCUGUAUAGGGAAGGGUUUUACCCAACACUUGGAGAAGUUUGUGCUCCUUUUUGUCUCAAAGGGGGUGAGCACCAGAGAUGUUUGCUGUACAGUCUGAUUGUAACUUAGGUGGGACUGUAACCUCACACCAAAACGUUGCCGUGGGAUGUUCUGUGAAUGUGUUUAAAAUGAAGAAGGGAAGAUUAAAUCCUAACUCUUGAUAUGAAGGGAAGAUCAAAUUAUUAUAUGUAGGGAGAGACGGGCAGACUGGAUGUGCCCAGGCUGUCUCUUCUCUCCAGCAAGAAGCACUGCUUUGUGGAUUUAGGAUGGCUUUUGUUUCGCUUGGUUGUUCCAUGAGGAUGCAUUUUCUUCGCACUCCUGGCCUUGGGAUGGCAUCUUCUUCAGCCAGAAGCAGCAGGAGAACACUGUCUUCCACUGUGGUAGCUGCUGCACUGGAGACACUGCCCUUUCCUCCCUGGCACUUCUCUAUUCGUUGGUAGUUUGGACAGAAGGUUAUUGGUACUGCUUAUUUUAAGUUAUAUAUAAAUGUAUAUGUGUGUACACACACAAACAGCAAAUUACUGAGCCUUGCAAGAGGAAUUUGCCUCUUUCCUUCUCAAAGGCAGAGUAGGAGAAGCUGGUAUCCCAUCACCCAAGAUGAUGAGGAGUAUGUGGGAUGUGGAGAUCUCUGGCCUGAGAGCAGCCCUGGGGCAGCCUGUCCCAAAAGGUUUUUGCAGCCUGGGUGCUGCCCUGGCAAUCUUAUCUCUUAUCAGCAAAGCAGGCUAUCAGAGAUAAGAGGGUGAAGGUCCAAGUGCAUGGGAAGGGAGCAGGGAGAGGUGUAAACCAGUGAUAAACCCCAUAAUUUCCCAUUCCAGAGGUGACAGCAGCAAACUAAACUGGCCUGGGGGGAUCCUUGGUCCCCCACCUCCCCUCAAUCCCCUCCCUUCCCAGCAGACAGAAAGGGAAAUACCUUCUUUUGCUUGCUCUGGUAGAACAGCGCUCACUGAAGACAAAAGAGGCAAUUCCUGGUCACAAGGGCAUUUGGAGUGAGGAAGAGUCAUGUUAUUGCCACAUUCCUGACAAGUCUGGAGUCUUUCUGGCCUGAAGCAAAGAAAAUGCAUCUUAACGUGGGUGUUGGCUCCGUGCGGGGCAGGGGAGUUAAGUAAAGCCAAAGACUGUUCAGCUGCUAGCAGAAACGAGUGACUGUAGAUUCACCUGAUGUUGUUCUGUCGUGUUUACAGUAUUUAUUUUUAGGAAUUGACUGCAAUGAUAUUAUAUAUAAUAGGCUUCCUUAUUUUUGUACUUUUCAUACCGUUUUCCUGAGUGUGGUGUUGUACUUCUCGGCUCCCCCCUUUGCCAUGAUUGCUGCUCCUAGUCAGUGACAAAUAAAAGAGAGAAAACCAACCAA